UACUGUAACGCUGCUGGGCUCCGGUGCCUGUGCCAGUCUCGCGUAAAACCUUCACAGACGAGCAAUGAGCGCGUGCAUGACGGUCUGACGGAGAGCUGCUGAUGAAAAGGCGUGAUGUCAAGCCGCUGUCAGUUUCACAGGACUGUGGGAAUGUGCCGUGCGCUUGGCAAUGCGCGCUCGUGAAUGACCAUCUUCCGGCGUUGACGGUAAAUUUUUGCUGCAUAGAUCAGUUACCUGAAGCCGCGGCGGCGUCCGUUCAUUCAUCGUCUCGCACGCGAGAAUUCUUCGAGGAAUUGUGAGAAAUUUAUUGAAGGGUGCUGCUCUAGCUUUGAAGACUCGGCAUUCGCAUUCGGAUGUGGAUCUAUCUGUCAAAACUGAGCUGAACGCAGAGGCAUCUUUUAAGUGCAACAUUAGAGACCAUCCCCAGCUUUCUUCGGGAUUGUAGAAACAUGUGAAGACUCUGGUGUGGCACUGGAUUACAGAAUUAGCAUUCAGACUGCGAGAACAAAGGCCUUCUUGAACUUUUCUAAAGUCUUCAUUUCCUAACCUGUCAGGUCCCUCAAACCAUGGGGGGACAGCAGGAUUCACAGAGGACUUUGAAGCAAAGCCCUGGGCAGGGUUUUACAUUGUCCUUUACAUGCUGGUUAUUAGUUUUAAUCUUGCCUGUAGUUUGCUGUGAACAGUCAUUUACAACGUUUUACCCUGAGCGACGAGAAUGGGCCUUCAACCACCUGACAGUUCACAAGACAACAGGGGCACUCUACAUUGGUGCCGUCAACCGUGUCUACAAGUUAUCAGGCAACCUAACACUAUUAGUAUCCCAUGAUACUGGUCCAGAAGAUGACAACAAGGCUUGUUACCCUCCACUUAUCGUUCAGCCUUGCUCUGAACCACUGAUUUCUACCAACAACAUCAACAAACUAUUACUCAUUGAUUACUCCCAGAAUCGACUGCUUGCCUGUGGAAGCCUCUACCAAGGUGUCUGCAAAUUGCUACGGUUGGACGACCUCUUUAUCCUGGUGGAACCCUCACACAAAAAGGAGCAUUACCUCUCCAGUGUCAACCAGACAGGCACAAUGUAUGGAGUCAUUGUGCCCUCACAGGGUAAAGAUGGGACCCUCUUCAUUGGUACUGCCGUGGACGGGAAGCAAGACUACUUUCCAACAAUCUCCAGCCGAAAGCUUCCACGUGACCCAGAGUCUUCAGCGAUGCUGGACUAUGAGCUUCACACUGACUUUGUUUCAUCCCUUAUCAAAAUUCCUUCUGACACUCUGGCAUUGGUCUCUCAUUUUGACAUCUACUACAUUUAUGGCUUUGCUAGUGGCAAUUUUGUCUACUUUCUGACCGUUCAGCCUGAAACACCUGAGAACAGCAUGUCUUCCAGUGGACCCUCAAAUGACUUGUUUUACACCUCUCGAAUCGUCCGACUCUGCAAAGAUGACCACAAGUUCCACUCCUAUGUGUCUUUGCCUAUUGGUUGUGUUCGAAACAGAGUUGAAUAUCGCCUUCUGCAGGCAGCAUAUCUGGGCAAGCCUGGGAGAGUGUUUGCGGCAUCCCUUAACAUCAGUGCUCAGGAUGAUGUGCUCUUUGCUGUCUUUUCCAAAGGACAGAAACAGUACCACCAUCCACCUGAUGACUCUGCCCUCUGCGUCUUUAGUAUUCGGGACAUUAAUGCACGGAUCAAGGAGCGUAUGCAGUCCUGCUAUCAGGGAGAGGGGAACUUGGAGCUCAACUGGCUGUUGGGAAAGGAUGUACCUUGUACAAAAGCGCCUGUCCCUAUUGAUGACUCCUUCUGCGGUUUGGACAUCAACCAGCCCCUUGGCGGCUCUCAACUGGUGACCGGGCACACACUUUAUACAGAAAGCCGGGAUCGCAUGACUUCGGUGACCUCCUAUGUCUAUAAUGGCUUCUGCGUGGCUUUUGUUGGCACCAAGAGUGGACGACUGAAAAAGAUUCGGGUUGAUGGUCCUCCUCAAGGCGGCGUCCAGUAUGAAACUCUUUCUGUCAUCAAAGAUGGAAACUCGAUUCUCAGAGACAUGGCCUUUUCCCUGGACAACAGCUACAUCUACGUCAUGUCGGAGAGACAGGUGACCCGGGUGCCGAUCGAGUCCUGUGAGCAGUAUAGCACAUGCGGAGAGUGUCUGAGUUCAGGAGAUCCACACUGCGGCUGGUGUGUCCUGCAUAACAUAUGUUCUCAAAGAGAUCGUUGUGAGCGGGCAAACGAGCCGUACCGCUUUGCCGCCACGCUGAACCAGUGUGUGAAAGCUACAGUGUACCCAGACAGCAUCGCCGUGUCUGAACCCAGCGUACCGCUGCUUGUGAAAGUGACAGAUGUUCCGGAUCUUUCCGCUGGAAUCACUUGCUCCUUUGGGAACCUGACAGAGGUUGAGGGCCGAGUGAAUGGCAAUCAGAUUCUCUGCAUUUCUCCGGCUGCUAAAGAUGUUCCCAUCAUCCCCGCUGAUCAAGACUGGUCAGGUGUGGAGCUCAGGCUGAACUCCAAGGAAACGGGUCAGAUGCUCAUUAGCACUGAGGUGAAGUUCUACAACUGCAGUGUACACCAGCUGUGUCUUUCCUGUGUGACCAGUUCCUUCCGCUGCCACUGGUGCAAGUACAGGAACCUCUGCACACAUGACCCCUCCAGCUGCUCCUUCCAGGAGGGACGAGUCAAUGCCUCAGAGGACUGCCCUCAACUGGUGCGCUCUGAGGAGAUCCUGAUCCCAGCAGGAGAGGUGAAGCCCAUCACCCUGAAAGCUCGGAACCUUCCACAACCUCAGUCGGGGCAGCGCGGAUACGAGUGUGUGUUACACAUUCAAGGAGUCAGUCACAGAGUCACGGCGCUCAGAUUCAACAGCUCCAGCGUGCAGUGCCAAAACAGCUCGUAUCUGUAUGAAGGCAUGAGAAUUAGUGAGCUGCCUGUGGAUUUCUCAGUUGUCUGGAAUGGAAACUUCAUCAUUGACAAUCCUGAGAACAUCAAAGUGCACCUGUACAAAUGUGGCGCUCAGCGGGACAGCUGCGGUGUGUGUUUGAAGGCCGAGAGGAAGUUUCAGUGUGGAUGGUGCAGUAUGGAGGGCCGAUGUACCCUGCGCCAGCACUGUCCCAUGACCAACCCCUACACCAGCCGCUGGCUACACCUCGCCAGCACCAAUGUCAAGUGCACCAACCCUCGAAUCACCGAGGUAACCCCAGUGGCCGGACCACCAGAAGGGGGCACCAGAGUGACCAUCCGUGGUGUGAACCUGGGCCUGUCCUUCUCUGACAUGGUGAACAACGUGCAGGUGGCAGGAGUCCAGUGUACGCCACAGGAGAACGGCUACAUCAUCGCUGAACAGAUUGUAUGUGAAAUGGAUGCAGCUCCAGUGGACAGUAAAGCCGGACCGGUCCAUUUGUGUGUAGGGGAGUGUAAACCGGAGCUCCAGACUCGCUCUUCUCAGCUCUAUUCCUUUGUGAUGCCAUCGGUCACAGGUUUGUCUCCCAGUCGUGGUCCGGAAUCUGGAGGAACAAAAGUAACCAUAAUGGGGGAAAACCUGGGAGCAGGCAGCAGUGUCACUGUGCUUUUUGGGAACCAGACCUGCGAGUUUUACGAACGAACUAUGACAGAGAUUGUGUGUUACUCUGCACCAUCUCUGACGGGCGUGGGUUCGGUUCAGAUCAGCGUGAGUGUGGAUCGCGCCCAAGUUCGAGACAUCCUGGCUUUUGAGUAUAUAGACGACCCCACUGUUCAGCGAAUCGAGCCGGAAUGGAGCAUCGCAAGCGGACACACACCUCUGGUGGUGACCGGGACGAACUUGGAUGUGAUACAGGAGCCGAGGAUUCGGAUCAAGUACGGCGGGCGGGAAUCCGUAAACGUGUGUAAAGUUCUCAACACCACCACUAUGAGCUGUUUCGCUCCCUCUCUGACGGCAGAGUACAGGCCUGGAUUGGACUCAGUUAAACAUGCGGACGAGUUUGGCUUUAUUUUCAACAAUGUCCAGGCUCUUCUAGUGUACAACAACACAAACUUCAUGUACUACCCGAAUCCUUUCUUUGAACCACUCAGCACCAAUGGUGUUCUGGAGCAGAAACCUGGCUCACCUAUCAUUUUAAAGGGUAAGAAUCUGGUUCCUUCAGCCGCUGGAGGAGUGAAGCUCAAUUACACUGUUCUGAUUGGAGAGACUCCCUGUUCUGUCACUGUAUCUGAGUCUCAACUGCUGUGCGAACCUCCAAAUCUUACCGGACAGUACAAAAUCAUGGUGCAGGUCGGUGGUCUGCACGUGUCUCCCGGCUCAGUAAACAUUCUCUCCGACAGCCUUCUGACUCUUCCUGCCAUCGUGAGCAUCGCGGCCGGUGGAGGCCUUCUCCUCAUCAUCGUCAUCCUUGUGCUCAUUGCCUACAAGCGUAAAUCCCGUGAGAACGACCUCACGCUCAAGCGCCUUCAGAUGCAGAUGGACAACCUGGAGUCCAGGGUCGCGCUGGAGUGCAAGGAAGCUUUUGCAGAACUGCAGACAGACAUCAACGAGUUGACGAGUGAUCUGGACCGGGCUGGUAUUCCCUAUCUGGAUUAUCGCACAUAUGCCAUGAGAGUGUUAUUCCCCGGCAUUGAGGACCAUCCUGUGCUCAGAGAGCUGGAGGUCUCUGGUAACGGGCAGUUGUGUGUGGAAAAAGCUCUGAAGCUGUUCGCCCAGCUGAUAAACAACAAGGUGUUUUUGCUGACGUUCAUCCGUACACUGGAAAUGCAGCGUUCGUUCUCCAUGCGUGAUCGCGGUAACGUGGCGUCGCUCAUCAUGACGGCUCUACAGGGUCGACUGGAAUACGCCACGGACGUCCUCAAACACCUGCUGUCCGACCUCAUCGACAAGAACCUAGAGAGCAAAAACCAUCCCAAACUACUGCUCAGGAGAACGGAGUCUGUCGCUGAGAAGAUGCUAACCAACUGGUUUGCUUUCUUACUUCACAAGUUCCUGAAGGAGUGUGCAGGUGAGCCACUCUUCAUGCUGUACUGUGCCAUAAAACAGCAGAUGGAAAAAGGCCCAAUAGACGCCAUCACUGGAGAGGCCCGAUACUCCCUCAGCGAAGACAAACUCAUCCGACAGCAGAUCGACUACAAGACGCUGAUCUUAAACUGCGUCAACCCAGAGAACGAGAACAGCCCGGAGAUCCCGGUCAAGGUUUUGAACUGUGACACCAUCACGCAAGUCAAGGAAAAGAUUCUGGAUGCUGUGUAUAAAAACAUGCCGUAUUCACAGAGACCCAAAGCUGUAGACAUGGACCUGGAGUGGCGUCAGGGACGGAUGGCCCGCGUGGUCCUGCAGGAUGAAGACAUCACCACCAAGAUUGAAAAUGAUUGGAAGAGGCUCAACACUCUCAUGCACUAUCAGGUGUCCGACCGCUGUGUAGUGGCUUUGGUGCCCAAGCAGACGUCCUCCUACAACAUUCCACCCACAACUAGCAUCUCCCGGACAUCUAUCAGCAGAUACGACUCAACAUUCCGGUACACGGGCAGUCCGGACAGCCUGCGCUCUCGUGCUCCAAUGAUUACUCCAGAUCUGGAGAGCGGAGUCAAAGUCUGGCAUCUGGUGAAGAACCAUGAGCAUGGGGACCAAAAGGAGGGCGACCGCGGCAGCAAGAUGGUAUCUGAGAUCUACCUCACCCGCCUGCUAGCUACUAAGGGUACGCUACAGAAAUUCGUGGAUGACCUGUUCGAGACUCUUUUCAGUACAGUUCACAGAGGCAGUGCGCUUCCUUUAGCAAUCAAAUAUAUGUUUGACUUCCUGGACGAGCAAGCGGACAAGCAUGGCAUCCAUGACACUGAUGUCCGCCACACCUGGAAAAGCAACUGCCUUCCUCUGCGCUUCUGGGUGAAUGUGAUCAAGAACCCCCAGUUUGUUUUUGACAUUCAUAAGAGCAGCAUCACGGACGCCUGUCUGUCUGUGGUGGCUCAAACCUUCAUGGACUCCUGCUCCACAUCUGAACACAGACUGGGCAAGGAUUCACCCUCUAAUAAGCUGCUUUAUGCUAAAGAUAUCCCCAACUACAAGAACUGGGUAGAAAGGUACUACGCUGACAUCAGCAGGCUGCCAGCCAUCUCUGAUCAAGACAUGAAUGCGUAUUUGGCGGAACAGGCCAGACUUCACUCCAGCGAGUUUAACAUGCUCAGUGCCCUCAACGAGAUUUACUCCUACAUUAGCAAGUACAGCGAAGAGAUCACAGCUGCACUGGAUCAAGACGAGACGGCCAAGAAACAGCGAUUGGCCUAUAAAGUGGAGCAGCUCAUCGCCGCCAUGUCGCUGGAGAGCUGAGAGAAAGAAAACAAGAGCUUCACUCAAUCCAACCAUCAUCCGAAACCUCUCCACACCAGAAGAGAGCAACACUUGCUAGAGACACCACACCAACAAUAGCUUGUGCUUUUUUUCGAUUCUGUGAAGCGGUCACUAUUUGAUGAAAGCAAGUCUUCACAUGGCUUUCGUCUUAAUGAUGGGAUCAAGACUGGAAACUUCAGUUUUUUAGUUGUUUCUUUUUAAGGGGAAAAAAAAGAUAAACAUUGCGGGACGAGCAGCUUCCUGAGGCAUUUUGUUUUGUUUUUAGUUCAUCUAUCUGAUUAGCGUGAUGGAUGCAAGACUCGAUUUCAGGAUCUGACGAGACCCCGAUACUUCCUCAACAAAAAUGUGCUUGCUAAAACCAUUUCAGGAGGAUUCGACAGAAGGAAACAGACAUCUACUGCCUCGCCAUUACCGUCCAGUUGAUGGCUUUUACUUCCAAAUUUUAUUUUUAUACAUGAGUUCUUUCUGUUGAGUCGGCUAGCGUAACUCCUCAUCUUUGGUGUGGCGAAAGCUCGAGUGGCUUCUUGUCCUUGGAAAGCUACCCACACGCGCGUGUGCAUGUCCACACUCUAGUAAUCCCUCCAACCUGAGAGACAGCAAAGCAUCUUAGGUGAUGAACGCAAAAUGGGGCCCAAAGUUUAACCAGCAUGUCCCAAACUAUCUUGAAACGACAGCGAAGGACCACAGACCAGUUUGGAACUGGACCAACUCGGCUCUCUAUGUGCAUAUGUCCUGUUUUCUACAUGUAAGCGUAUGUGAAUGUACAAACGUUACUCUAUUUUGUCUUCGCAUUUUUUGUUGCUUUUCUAAAAAACAAACGGGGGUCAGUUGAGCUGAUCUCCGCGGCACGACGUCCUACAGAACUGAACCUCCCUCCAUAGUAGCGCUGCUGAGAUUUAGUAAGGAAAGCGGCGACGAGUUGCACCUUCAGCUCAAACAUGGAGGAAAAACCCUGUCAAACGAGACUCGCUUGAGAUCAUCUUACCGGAAAGUAUUAAUUAUUAUGUAUGGUCCAAUGUGUGUGUAGUCUGCAUGCAUUAUACAGUACCUCAUAUAGAAAAAAAGAAUAAUAAUAAUAUCUCCUUUCCCAUUUACUCCUGUUGUUCAAGUGCCAAGAGGUCAUGUGAGUUGUGGAUGACUCAGAGGAACGCCUAUGAUGAUGUAAUAUACCAUGUCACUUCCUUUCUGUACACAUCCGUCGGGAUUAAGUGCCAAAAGAUCACUUACUUACGCACUUGUCGGUUGAUGCUUUAUUAAGGGAACGGACCCUGUAUACUGUACAAUAACAAAAGAAUCUCCGGUUUAGAAGUUCACUCACUCAACUUUCAAAUUCAGGUACGAAAAGACCUUUAGAACGGAGUUUGUAAAUAUAAAGUAUUUGUAAAAUACUUUAGAUCUUGAUAGCUUGAGUGGGAUUUUUUUUUUUUGUAUUAUUAUCCCCCCGCCUGACAUGAAAUAUGUCAACAGAACGCAUGAACAAAAGACAACACGGCUUUCAUUUAUAAUGCAUGAUGGCAGGUUUUUUGAAGAUCAUCCGAAGCCAACUAGACAAGGUCGUUCAGGUCAGAGUCAUCUAAGGUUCACGGAGGUUUUCGGGAUUUAACUUCUCAACAGUAAAAAUGCAGUAUCGGAUGUGAAGAUACCGACUCAAAUGGCCGAAAUGGUUGUUUCUUUUCCCCCCCUGUGGCCUUAGAACAUUUAAUCUGUUGUUUCUCGUUGAUUAAAUCAGCGACGUGUCAUUUUUCUCCCGGUCUUUGUGAACUGUUGGAGACUGAUCAGAUCUCUCUCUCAGACGGGUGGUGUUGGUGGAGCAUAGGAAUGAGAUGGAGACAGACAGACCCCUUUAGCUUCAGAUUCCUCCUGCUGCUUUGAAGCUCGCCUUUGAUCUCAACUAGUCAUGUGCACAGUGUGAUCGGAGAUAUAUAAAAAACACAUCAAAAAUAGGAUCCAGUGCAGGAGAUUAAUGAAGAGCUGCAUGAAAGACAAUGAAUUAAUCUGUUAAAGGAAUAGUUCAUCCGGAUGAUCGAUUAUUCACUCAUGGGUAUGUCCAAGUCUUGAAUUUCUUUUCCAUGGAGCACAAAAGGAGAAUUUUUUUGAAGGAUAUUUUGGUCAAUAUUUGACAAGCGAUUGCAAUGAAGGCUUUUAAAUGCUAUAACGGACACAAAAGCAUCUUACCAGUGUGUUUACCGAAUCAAUGAACUCAUUGAUAUAGUAUGACUCAAAAAUGACAGCUAUUUCAUAAAAAAAAUGGAGAUUUAAAGGAUUGUGGUCUAUUUCUUAAGACGUGGGACAAGUUAAAGAGUCAUUUCCAUACCUGUCAACAUUAGGAUGUGAAAGUAAGGGAUAUCGAUGGCUUUCCUAACUUUUUAUGCUCAUUUAAGGCUAAAUUUGUUGUUUAAAAGAAAACCCACUGAGAAUGCCAUGUUUAUAUGUUGUUGUUAUUAUUAUUAGUAUUAUUAUUGUUGUUGUUGUUAUGUGCAUAUGUCUGUUCAAACAUGCUCCUAAAACCCAGAGUUUUCGCUUCAAAUCGCAUGUACAAGGAAACAGCGUCUAUUUAUCACUAUGGAGCACAUCUGACAGUCACGCAACACUACAUGAACUGACUGUUUUGAGCAUUGCAUUGGAGGGGCAAUGCUGCUUGUAUUGGAAAGGAAGGGAAUCUGCUUAUAUUUAUUUUUAAAGUGUUUUCAUGCCUAAAUAAAAUCAAAACACAGAACAGAUUUGCAUUUAAGAGCAAGGGGCGGCCCCUGGAGGUUCUGCGGUAUGGUUUGCGUAUAGGGAGGAUUGUGUCUUUAAUAUUUAUUUCCACCCUUCAUUAUACAAUUGAAUGGGAAAAUGCCUUUACGGGAUAAUAACGGGAUAGAAUUGUGAAAUACAGGAGACAACAGGAGGGUUGACAGGUAUGGUCAUGAAAUUAAUUCUAUUUAUAUGCAAUAAGAAAGCAUUUUAGAUACUAGUGCCUGCUUUUUUCAAAUAUAUUUUAAAAUGUCAAAAUAGGGAACAAUGAACAUAUGGAACAAUGUAGCAUUUCCAUUCACUCUAACAGAUAUCCUAAAAAUAAAACAGUUGUUCUGACUUAUACUUGUCAAGAUACACUCACUGGCCACUUUAUUAGGUACACCUGUCCAACUGCUUGUAACGCAAAUUUCUAAUCAGCCAAUCACAUGGCAGCAACUCUUGACCAUUUAGGCAUGUAGGUCAAGAUGAUCUUCCACGAUCUUGUAUCAAUGGUUCAGGCUGGUGGUGGUGUAAUUGUGUGAGGGAUAUUUUCUUGGCACACUUUCAGCCCACUACUACCUACUGAGCAUCAUGUCAAUGCCACAGCCUACCUGAGUAUUGUUGCUUACCAUGUCCAUCCUUUUAUCUUCUGGUGGCUACUUUCAGCAGGAUUAGCGUGGCGUGUCAUAAAGCACUAACCAUCUCAGACUGCUUUUUUGAACAUGACAUUGAGUUCACUGUACUCAAAUGCCCUCUACAGUCAUCAGAUCUCAAUCCAAUAGAGCAGUGGAAAGUGUGUGAAAGUUUGUGGUGCAGCUGACAAAUCUGCUGCAACUGCAUGAUGCUAUCUUGUCAAUAUGGAGCAAAAUCUCUGAGGAAUAUUUCCAGAACCUUGUUGAAUCAAGAUCACAAAAGAUUAAGGCGGUUCUAAAGGCAAAAGGGGGGUCCAACCCGGUACUAGUAAGGUGUACCAAAUAAAGUGAGUGUAUAUCAAAUAAUUAGUCAUGCUAAUUUUUUGUAUAUUUUAUAAAAAUUAAAAACCUAGACGAGUUUUCAAAAAUGACAAAUGGGUAAAACUUGCACUUUAAAAAGUGAUUAGUUGACUAAAAAGGGAGUAAACCCGUUGCUUUUCAAGUAAUUUGUUGAUUUUAUUUAUAAAAAAAAUAAUAAACAUUAAGUCUUAAACUUAUUAAGUAGAUGAACUACACUGUAAAUAAUGCUGGGAUCCACACAAUUCAUUCAUGCCGUCCUGACACAAAUUGAUUGAGUUAACAAAUUAAUGUGGUUUGAAUAUAAAAAAAUGAAGUUGUUCCAAAACAAGUUGUUUUUAAGAAUUGAGUUGUUUUAACUCAUUUUAAAUAAGUAGUUUGAACAAGCAGCAAUAUAAUUAUGAGUGUAUGUGCAUAAAUGUAAAAAUUUAUUGUCAACUUCCAAGUUACAUCGGGUUCCUCACUUUUUUUUUUUUUUAAAGAAAAGUCAAGUCAAGGAAAGUAACGAAAUGCUUUUACAGUGAAGUUGUUUAAAGGAUUGUUUAAAGUAAAGGAAAACAAAUUCUGGUGUAUUCAUUACCAGAAUACUGUAAAAUACUUAUUAAAACAAAGACACAUCAUAAUGCACAGCAUAAAAAAAAACAUUAAAGCUAUUUUAAUGCAAGAAAGAAAAUCCUUUUUGUGUUUGACCCAUAAACAUUAUACGAUGCUUUUAUGUUCUCAUAUCUAUGGCGCUCUUACAAUUCACACCUCAAUUAAACGUACACGGCUUUAAGAAUGUUCACAAACACUCCUUUUGUGUUCCCUUGAGAAAAGAAAGUCAUUCAAUCAGACAGAUGUCCUCUUCAUCUUGGGAUGAACUAUUGCUUCAUGGCCAACUAUUGUAGCUCCACUCUUCCUGAACAACCACACAUUCCUCUCACACACACUGUACAGUCAACAUAUGUGAAUCUACAAGCCAUGUCGCAUGUUAGUGACAUUAAGGGUACAUGAUAAAGCUUCCUACUUUUGGUUAUCCGCAGUCUUCCCCGUUUAUCCUCCAUCAGAGCUCAUCCGGCUCUACAAGACCUUCCGUUGACUCCGUUUUUAAUGUGAACUUGAUUUGCUGCCGCAUCAGUCGAGGAGAGACGGCUCUCCUGUUUGUGCAAAAAUUCCGAGAACAAAAAGUAUUCUGGUCCUAACGUUUUGUUCCAAAUGAUGUGGCACAGGAAAUUGCACUUUGUUGAGAGAGAUUUCAGUUGCUCAACGCUUAUUAAUGUUUAUUAGAAGACAUUUGAUCCCUUGAAAUAAAAUGAAAAAAAAAAGUUAAUAAUUUUUAUUGCGCUAUUCUGCAGAGCAGAAUAAAAUAUGACAGCACCAGGCAGCUUUCCGAAAUAUCAGCAGUCAUCUGUGGCGGUCACAACUGCUGCUAAUUUUAUAUUUGGCACGAAUCUUGGGUCUUGGAAUCAAUUUUGUGCACUUUUAUUGUUUUUAGCUCAUGUUUUGCUCUGUGAUGGAAUAGCAUGCUACGAACAAGUGAAAUGUUCAUACUCUCUUCAUAUUACCGAUCGCAGUUGUUCCGAAGGAAACGAAAACAAGAGCAGGAAAAGCUUUUGUAGCGAGUUUGAAUGCCUCAGAGGUGACGGUCCUUCCAUUUUCAAUCACGCUAAAUUAUAAACCAAUCUCUCUUUGUAGACACUGGAGUCCUGUAACAUAGUACAUAGAAAUAAUAAUGACCUCGAUGAUGAUGAUGAUGAUGAUAACACUUACGGUUGUCUGUUCUUGUUGUUUUUUAAGUGUUGUGAAAAGUGUAAGAGAGUUAAAGUAUUUAAAAAGAAAAAAAGUCGGUCUUGUUUUUUUUUUAUUGCUUUCGUUUGUUAUAUUAUAUUACUGUGUACCUAUUGUAAAUAUGAAGCACACCUAUUUUGCAAGCCAAGGAUUCACUUUGUACUGUUGUUAUAUAUAAAUAAAAUUUACUGGUUAAAAAAA
This is a messenger RNA of Danio rerio (zebrafish), 11971 nucleotides long. The record is from RefSeq and is a predicted model, not a curated record. Lineage: Eukaryota; Metazoa; Chordata; Actinopteri; Cypriniformes; Danionidae.